This is a messenger RNA of Siniperca chuatsi (mandarin fish), 3575 nucleotides long. Its product is annotated as protein delta homolog 1. Gene Ontology annotation, molecular function: Notch binding; calcium ion binding. Gene Ontology annotation, biological process: Notch signaling pathway. Lineage: Eukaryota; Metazoa; Chordata; Actinopteri; Centrarchiformes; Sinipercidae. Bases 523 to 1701 code for a protein of 392 amino acids. The record is from RefSeq and is a predicted model, not a curated record. The transcript has 6 exons.
ACUGGGACGCCGAGCGAUGCAGCAGUCCCGUCAAAACCCCCAGGUCCUCCUCCAGCAGCCGGACCACUAGAACACCUGUAGUAUCACUAUCAGUAGCACGACGCUUGGAUUAAAAAAAAGUGGAAUCAAAUCAAUCAAAUAUGACCGGAGCCAUUUGGAAUCAGAGCGCCGGUGCGACAUAGGUGCGUCAAUUAUAUUCAAGAAGAAAGGAAUAACGCAAAAUGAUUCCAAAAAUAUUUAGAUUUGCAGUGAGAGUGAUUCUAACUGAAAUAACAUUUAACUCCUAUGAUGUAAUGAUUGACUAUAUAUCUCAGAGCUCCAUACAAAAUUUGCAAUAUUUGCAAAAGAAGCCCUCUGAAUUCUGCAUUUAAGGUUGUUUUCUUUUCGAUAAAUGAACUUUUGAGUAAUGUGAUAUCUUUUACAUAUGAAAACAUCGCUUCUUCACACAGAGAAAGAGAUCUUCUUGCGACUUAACCCGCUUUAUAUUUUGCAGGACAAAAGAGGGUCUUGCUUGAAAUUACGAUGCAUCUCACAGCGGUGGUCUUAAUUCUGGUAGUGACAGGCAUCGCCAAAGGUUGGGAAUGCAGUGCAGGGUGCAACCCAGAAAAUGGGUUUUGUGAGAAGCCAGGGAAGUGCAGGUGCAAACCAGGGUGGCAAGGAGAGAACUGUGACCAGUGCGUGCCCUUCCCCGGCUGUCUGCACGGCACAUGUGAGAAGGCAUGGCAGUGUAUCUGCAAGGAGGGCUGGGUGGGCAGCCUGUGUGACCAAGAUACUCGCCUGUGCUCAUCCAGGCCUUGUGCUGGUAAUGCCACCUGCAUAGAGACAGUAGAGGGGGGAUACCUGUGCAUCUGUCCCCAUGGCUACACUGGUGAAAACUGCCACCUGAAGAGAGGACUUUGUCUCACGAACGGCUCUCCUUGUCAGAACGGAGGCACAUGUACGGAUGCCGAUGGCUCAGCAGCUUACUCUUCCUGUUUAUGUCCCCCUGGAUUUUCUGGAGACUUCUGUGAGAUCAGCAUUGACAGCUGCCAACCGAACCCGUGCGUCAACAGUGGAAACUGUACAAAUCACGGCCUGGCCUUCACAUGUGUCUGUCCGCACGGCUUCACUGGUUUCACUUGUAAUGACACCACCAGCCUCUCGCCCUGCGCCGGCAGGCCCUGCGCCAACAGGGGCACGUGUGUUGGUCAACCUAAUGGAACCUUCCGGUGCAUUUGCCAAAAAUGGUUUACAGGUCCCACAUGUUCCCUGCAGCACAGGCCGAAGGCCAAGUCCAAGCCGGUCGGCGCCAGGCCUGUGGACCACAGAGUGUUUGCGCUGACUCCGCAGCACUACUCCCUCCCUGCUCACACCUUCCACAAGCUUCUCAGACCGCCUGAGAGAGACCUGCUCAAGAUCACCCUGAAGGAGACAGUCCACUCCCCCAGCGUCCUUGUCACCCACGGCCAGCUCGUCUGCUUCGGCAUGCUGGCCCUGCUUACCUGUCUGGUCAUCCUGGGCACUACAGGCAUUGUGUUUUUUGGCCGCUGUGAGACGUGGCUGGCUAAUGCCAAGUACAGCCAGCUUGUUCGGCAGCAAAGGGAACACCUGCUGAGAGAAGCCGGCGGCGCGGGCCAGGAAGAGCCAGAGCACUCAGUAAAUAUCAUCCUGCCGGAGAAGAUUAGACUCACCAGCUUUGGGAGACACUACACCUCCAUCUGAUUAAAUCAUCUCUCCUUCUUCCCCUCUCCCCCUGGAAGGAGUUUAAUAUGAAUGUCUAAAAAUAGCAUGAAGGAAAUACUAUGACUGUUGUACAGUUUUGUUAAUAAAGAGAGUGAUACUGGACUACACUGGAGUGUAUUUGUAUGUAUAAUCUACUGGACCAAGUGGACAACGAUGACCCUGGAUUGUAAAUAUAAUUUUAAUUGUACCGUUAAAAAAAACUACCCAUUAAAAAUAUAUGAAAUUCUAAAAGAUGUUCUACCAAAUAGCACCUUAAUGGCUGGUAAAAAUUGUGUUGUAUUUCCUCAGGCCAUUUUUGACUUCACUUGACAUCUGCUCUGUUACAUGUUGAUUUGUAAUACAAAUAUUAAUAUUAUAAAAGGAAAAAUUAAGCUGAUUUAAAAGUAGCCACUAACAGAGCACAUGCAUCAUUUGUAAUUAAACUAAGUAAUUGUACCAUUGAUUUUUAAUUUGUUAAAUUGUAUUCAGAUUUUAUAACCAUGACUGGAGCUGCAACGAUUGCUAUUUUGAUAAUGGAUUUCUCAUUUUAGUCACUUUUUCAAACAAAAAUGCCAAGUAUUAUUUGUUUUCAGCUUCUCAAAUGUGAGUAUUUGAUGCUUUUCUUUGUCUUAUGUGAUAGCAAACUGAGUUAUUUUUGGGUUUUGGACUGUUGGUCGAAUAAAACAAGCUAUCGAAAUAGUUCACCUUAGGCUUUGGGAUAUUUUAACGGGCAUUUUUCACUAUUUUCUGACUUUUUAAUCGAGAAACUAAUCAGCAGAUUAACAAACAAUGAAAAUAAUCGUUAGUUACAGCCCUAAGCAUUUCCAUACAGCAUAUUGUGAAUUUGCCAUUUCAUAAUUAAUGCAAAAACACAUAUUGUGAGUUUGUACAGUGUGUGCAGUUAAAAUGUGUAAUUAGAUAUUACGACAUGCUACUUUCAAAUCCUGCAGGUUAUAACUCUACAGAGCUAGAUCAUUUUCAUGUAAAGGCAUUACUGUACAGUAUGUACCUGGAGGUAAUUUCAUUUCUCAAAUACCACCCAAUUUUCUCUUUCUGCAGAUGUAUCAUUUUAGCUGUUGGUGUUAAAGUUAUAUACGUAGAUGUACACUCUGUUAUAAAAGACACGGGUUAUUUCACAGUUCCUCAAGAAAUGCCACUUUCUAUUUCCAUCAUCCUCUAUUUGUAGCCAUGCCAUGAAUAUCUUUAUACCUUCACCUACUGAUCAGUCUCAAACUCAUUUGCAGUUUCUCAGAGAUUUUGCUAGAUUUUCCAACAUUGCUUCUUAGUGCCAGGGUUGGAAUUUCACAGGUCAUGCACCGUGCAUCUCCAAGCCCCAAAAUCAAUAAUGUAACAUCUGUUAAAUGUUAUUGGUUUGUCUCAUCACGCAUGAGAUGGCCACCCACUGCUGAUGGAGGGAAAAGUGUGUAGUGAAACAAGAAAAACAUACCCACUAAAUAUUAAACAUAUAGAACAUAUUGCAUGUAAAAUAUUGAAAUUAAUUCAACUGCUCAUAUGAGGAUUAAUGUGGUUUUAGAGUGGGAGAAUUUUUCUCUUCCCUCUCACAAUUAUAAGUCCCCUUCAGUCCCCAUUCAGCCUGGAAGGAGAUUCUGUUAAUGUGGUAGGUUGUGUUUAUCACAUUUCUCUGAUAGCGUCGUUAUCUUGUGCUUAUAACAGAGUUACAUUUUAGGUUGUGUUGUACAUUGUGCAGAAGUGAAAUUUUAAGUGGCAUUUCUACAGGGGGGGAGCAGUGACUGUGACCGUGCAGUUCUUAUCAGUAUUUUUUCCAGCCUUUGAUUAUUUGAUGUUGUGCUUUGGCCAGAUAAUGUUUUAUUGUCUGUUCAUUGCUUUUAAUAAAAUAUGAAUGAUAACAGUGA